Meloidogyne enterolobii is the source of this 959-nucleotide messenger RNA. The record is from the annotation of a GenBank genome assembly. Lineage: Eukaryota; Metazoa; Nematoda; Chromadorea; Rhabditida; Meloidogynidae.
UAAGAGGUAAAUUAUUGUUUGCCUCACCAGGAAGCCCUGAUCUGGUAUUUGAUUCUAAAACAAAAUCUUGUGAGGAACAACGAAUAAUAUUCAACAAAACAAAGUUAUUAAAUUUUGAUCAAGAGAAGCAUUCAUUAAAAAUUAACCCAAUAAUUGAAGUAAAGACAGGCAUUCUUGUUAAAACUGGAAAUAAAUUUGAGGAAGAGAAAGCAGAGGUGAGAGAUCUACAAAAAUUUUCAGAUUUAAUUCAUCACUCUAUUACAUUGCCGGAGGAUAUUAAACGGCCAGAAGAAGAGGAUGUACUCUCAGAGAUGUUAGGCUUUCCAAAAAUACUGGAAAAUGGAAAAAAUAUUACAAGGGAAAUUUUUGAAAAUUUGAAGGAGAAUUUAGAGUUUGGUGUUGUUGGAAAAGGGAAAGAAUUGGCAGAAGAUAUUCACAAUAAAGGAAGUGAAAUUAUUUCUGGGGCAAAGGAAUUCAUCGAGGAUAAAUGGUCAUUCAUGCAGAGAUUAUAUUGGAUUUUAAUGGCUUUCCUAAUUUUGUCAGCCCUAUUAGUAAUUACUUAUUUAUCUUGGAAAUUUCGUGCCUUAUUCUCUAUUAUUUGGAAAGGAAUAUUGAUCGGGCGAUCGUUUAUUAGAAUUUUCUUUGGAGGAAAGGGUAGCAAACAACAAAGACGAGAAAUUAAAGUUAAUGCUAUUGAAUUGGAAGAAAAAUCCCCUACCCCUUCAGCGCCCACAUUAAAUCAAUUAGAAGAGAAAGCAUAUAUAUUGGACUAUAUCCCAUCGAUUUGUGCUGUGCUAAAUCGAAAAAGAUGCUAUAUUGAAGUAAUUUUGGAGGGAAUAAGACAAAAAGCGUUAAUCGAUUGCGGAGCAGAUAUUUCUUAUUGUGGAAGAUCAGUCGCUAUAAAAUGUGGAAUGAAAACUAAAUCGGGAGAUGGUCGGCAAUGGCUACAAUUGAAAUAG